Molecule: messenger RNA, 1884 nt
Organism: Wallemia ichthyophaga EXF-994
Lineage: Eukaryota; Fungi; Basidiomycota; Wallemiomycetes; Wallemiales; Wallemiaceae
Product: 1,3-beta-glucan synthase component FKS1
Exons: 2
Coding region: 1-1884 (627 amino acids)
Biological process (GO): fungal-type cell wall polysaccharide biosynthetic process; (1->3)-beta-D-glucan biosynthetic process
Cellular component (GO): plasma membrane; 1,3-beta-D-glucan synthase complex
Molecular function (GO): 1,3-beta-D-glucan synthase activity
Source: RefSeq, a predicted model, not a curated record
AUGACAACUAGAGGUGGUGUUGCCAAGGCACAGAAGGGUCUUCAUUUGAACGAGGAUAUCUUCGGUGGUAUGACUGCUUUCCAAAGAGGCGGUAGAAUUAAGCAUUCCGAGUACUACCAAUGUGGUAAAGGUCGUGAUCUUGGUUUCGGUACUAUUCUCAAUUUCCAGACCAAGAUCGGUACCGGUAUGGGUGAACAAAUGAUUUCUAGAGAGUAUUAUUACCUCGGCACCCAAUUGCCUAUGGACAGGUUCCUCACUUUCUACUACGGUCAUGGUGGUUUCCACGUGAACAACAUUCUCGUAAUUUUCUCCGUUCAGAUCAUUACCACGACAAUGGUUUACCUUGGUACACUGAAUGAGACGCUGGAUAUCUGUGAAUAUUCUUCUUCUGGUGAUUACCUUGGUGGACAACCAGGUUGCUAUAACUUGUCACCGCUCUUUGGCUGGAUCGAAAGAACCAUCAUUUCCAUUUUCUUGGUUUUCAUGAUCGCUUUCUUGCCAUUGUUCCUUACAGAGCUAACUGAGAGAGGUGCAUUCAGGGCUGUAGUCAGAUUAGCCAAACACUUCUUGUCGCUUUCGCCACUUUUCGAGGUCUUCUCUACGCAAAUCUACCGUCACUCCAUCGUUACUUCAUUGACAUUCGGUGGUGCUAGAUAUAUCGCUACUGGUCGUGGUUUCGCAACAUCUAGAAUCAGUUUCCCUAUUUUGUUCUCUAGAUUCGCUGGUCCAUCGAUCUACAUGGGUAUGAGAACGUUGAUGAUGUUGCUCUUCGUAACGUUGACUAAUUGGAUUCCACACAUUAUCUACUUCUGGAUUUCGUCGUUGGCAUUGACUAUCGCGCCAUUCUUGUUCAAUCCACAUCAAUUUUCCCGCAGCGACUUCAUUAUUGACUACCGUGAAUUCUUGAGAUGGAUGAGCAGAGGUAACUCACGCUCGCACGCCAACUCAUGGAUCGGCUACUGUCGUCUUUCGCGCACUCGUAUCACAGGGUACAAGAAAAAGCGUCUUGGUCACCCAUCCGAGAAGCUUUCAGGUGAUGUUGCGCGUGCAGGCUGGCGCACAGUCAUAUUCAGUGAAAUACUCUGGCCGAUUUCGAUGGCAAUUAUUUUGGCAGUAGCGUACAUGUAUAUGGAAUCGUUCCCAGUCAACGGUAACCAGCAAGGCAGUGCGUUUGUCAGAGUGCUCAUUUUCGCAUUCGGUCCGGUCGUAUGGAACGCGGCAAUUCUCGCACUUGGAUUCCUCACAUCGCUUUUCCUCGGUCCAAUGCUCACACGCGUAAUGCCAAAGUUCCCUGCAGUUAUUGCUGCGUCAGUGCACUGUCUCGCUGUGCUUGGAUUGCUCGGUUUCUUCGAGUUUAUUUGGUAUCUGGAGAGAUGGAGAGUGGCAAACAUUGUCAUUGGUAUGCUUGCAGCUAUCGCUAUACAGAGAGCGUUUUUCAAGACGAUUAUUUCACUUUUCCUCACUCGUGAGUUCAAGAACGACGAGGCUAAUAGGGCUUGGUGGAGUGGUAGAUGGUGGUCGACAGGUCUCGGUCGCCAUGCAUUCUCUCAACCGUUGAGAGAAUUCCUCGUGAAGAUUGUCGAGUGUUCACUUUUCGCAGCUGACCUUAUUUGCUGUCAUAUAAUACUCAUUGGGCUGUCUAUUCCACUGCUCAUUCCUUUCAUUGACAAGAUUCAUUCAACGGGCUUGUUCUGGCUUAGACCUUCUAAGCAGAUCCGCCCACCAAUUUUCUCAUUCAAGGUGCGCGCUCAGAGACGUUCAAUUGUACUCCGCUACUCGUUACUCUACCUUGCUGUAGUAUGCUGCUUGGCUGCGCUGAUUGUCGUACCACUAGUAAUUAAGAACCAGGUAGACUUUUCGUGCGAUAUCUGCCAACGUAUCUAG